AUGUCUCGGUUCGUGCUGGACUCCAACAAUCUCUGGCUGCUUGCACUCGUCGACCACACGAUCAGGGUGAAUACUGGGCCGUUUUCCCCUGACAUCAACACCCAGGAUCUGAACGAUGACGAGACCAAAUGGACAAUGGUGGCCCGGAUCGGGAACAACAAGUACUGCAGCCACCGUGAGCUGGAAGUCUUCCGGGCGGCGCUGAACCCGCAGAAGGUGGAGCAGCUCUGGCAGAAUCUCCACGGCCGCCAGCUCAACAUCAACCGAGAAGGAUUCAUGUUCACGUGGCACAACCGCGGCACCGACAACGGCCGGUUCAAGCCGGGUGCACUCCUGUACCGCCUCAACGAUCUCUACAAGUGGUCCAACCACGGGGUCACUGUCCCGCUCCCGAUCGGGACAUCGUGGGACCGGUUCGAGCGGACCACCGGGAAGCUGAUGGAGGGAGGCGGUGAUGGUUCGGCCCAGGUGAAAAAGGAGUUGGAGGAGAAGGAGAAGGAGAACAAGAGGUUGCAGGCCGAGGCGGCGGAGAAGGAGAAGCAGGCCAAGGAGAGGGAAUAUGCGGCCCAGAAGGAGAUCCAAGAGCUGAAAGAGCAGGCCCAAGCGAGGGAGUAUGCGGCGAAGAAGAAGAGCGAGGAGAUGAAGAAGCAAGCCAAGGAGACGGACGACCAGCUCGCGGCGAAAGAUAAACAGAUCGCCAACCUCAGGGCCGCUCUCGCUGCCUUCACCUAA
Molecule: messenger RNA, 732 nt
Organism: Linum trigynum
Lineage: Eukaryota; Viridiplantae; Streptophyta; Magnoliopsida; Malpighiales; Linaceae
Source: the annotation of a GenBank genome assembly